UUAGGUUUUGUUGACAGAUUUUCUGUUGUAGACCCUGUUGGAUUGAGUGGGGGUUUGCUUUUGCUUUGGGAUUCUAAUGUAAAUAUUAUUAAUAUUAUGCAUAAAUCUUUUUACAUUGCGGUUGAAUUUGCUCUAGCUGCUGGCCCUUCUCAAUGGGGUAUUUUUGUCUAUAUGAGCACUUGCAAGAUAACAAGAAUGCAGCAGUGGGUGGAAAUGGAGAGAGAUAAAGCUUGUUGGGGUUCCAAACGGUUUACCAUGGGGGACUGGAACGAUAUCCGUUUUAAAGAAGAAAAAUCUGGUGGAAAGCCGAGAAGUGAUAGAAGUUUUCUAGGCUUUAACACCUUCAUCAGUAACAUGGAGAUGGAAGAAUUGCCUAUGCAAGGCUACAACUACACUUGGUGCAACUUGAGGGAAGCAGAGGGCCUUGUAGAGGAAAAAUUAGAUCGAGCAUUUGCUUCAACAGAUUGGCUGAUGGACUCUCCAAAUGCUACAGUGUCCAACAAAAUUAGAGGUGCAUCAGAUCAUUUCUUGCUUCUUCUCAGUCAAGGAACAGGUCAACACAAGAUACCUGCAAGAUUCCACUUUGAAAGGAAAUGGCUCAAUAUGGAGGGGAUCAAUGAAAUAGUCACUUCAUCUUGGUCACAACAAGCAACAGGGACUCCUUUUUUUAAAGUCAAGGAGAAAGUGAAGAAUACUAGAGCUGCCCUUCUUAUCUGGAGUUCUAAGUUCAGGUCCAAAAAUCAACAAUCAAUUGACUUGCUCACUAAAAAACUUGAGGUGCUUAGAGAAGAUAAAGCUGAAGAUUACGGGGAGCAAUGGAAUGCAACGAGGACUGAACUCAAUGCAGCCCAUAAGCAAGAAGAACUUCAUUGGCAACAGAGGUCAAAGGUGAAAUGGCUCAAAGAAGGUGAUUCCAACACCAAGUUCUUCCACGCUUACACCCUCCAGAAAAGAAAGCAAAAUGCCAUCUCUAGGCUCUUAACUCCUUCUGGAAGAGUGCUCACAUCUCAUGAAGACAUAGAGAACCACAUUUCUACAUUUUACUCUGAAUUAUUUACUUCAGAAGGAAGUUGGGAUGAAGAGUCUAUUGUCCAUCUUAUCCCUCAGACAAUCUCAGAUGACAUGAAUCAAACCUUAUUGAAGCCAGUUUCUGAGGAAGAAGUUAGAGCUGCUCUUUUCUCCCUGCCCCUGGAGAAAUCCCCAGGUGAAGACGGUAUGAACGCUCUCUUUUUCCAACUUUUCUGGAAUAUA
This is a messenger RNA of Striga hermonthica, 1251 nucleotides long. The record is from the annotation of a GenBank genome assembly. Lineage: Eukaryota; Viridiplantae; Streptophyta; Magnoliopsida; Lamiales; Orobanchaceae.